CAGGUCUUAGAAGGGGAUGAUUCCCCAGUAAUAUUCCCUGCCCUUGAUCCAAGGUGCCGCUUGGCCUCCCUCCCAGGGAAGACUGCUUCUUGUGUGACACCAGCCAUAGAAAGAGACUCCGAUGGACUUACACCGGGCAGCCUUCAAGAUGGAGAACUCAUCCUACCUCCCCAACCCACUGGCAUCCCCAGCACUGAUGGUCCUGGCGUCCACGGCUGAGGCCAGCCGCGAUGCUUCCAUCCCUUGUCAGCAGCCACGACCCUUUGGUGUACCUGUCUCAGUAGACAAGGACGUGCAUAUUCCAUUCACCAACGGUUCCUACACCUUUGCCUCUAUGUACCAUCGGCAAGGUGGGGUGCCGGGCACUUUUGCCAAUCGUGAUUUUCCCCCUUCUUUACUACACCUCCACCCUCAGUUUGCUCCCCCAAAUCUAGAUUGCACCCCAAUCAGUAUGCUGAAUCAUAGUGGGGUGGGGGCUUUCCGUCCCUUCGCUUCCACUGAGGACCGGGAGAGUUAUCAGUCAGCCUUUACGCCAGCCAAACGACUUAAGAACUGCCAUGACACAGAGUCUCCCCACUUGCGCUUCUCAGAUGCAGAUGGCAAGGAAUAUGACUUUGGGACACAGCUGCCAUCUAGCUCCCCCGGUUCACUUAAGGUUGAUGAUACUGGGAAGAAGAUUUUUGCUGUCUCUGGCCUCAUUUCGGAUCGGGAAGCUUCAUCUAGCCCAGAGGAUCGGAAUGACAGAUGUAAGAAAAAGGCAGCAGCAUUGUUUGACAGCCAGGCCCCUAUUUGCCCUAUCUGCCAGGUCCUGCUAAGGCCCAGUGAGUUGCAGGAGCAUAUGGAGCAAGAACUGGAACAGCUGGCCCAGCUGCCCGCCAGCAAGAAUUCCCUUCUGAAGGAUGCCAUGGCUCCAGGCACCCCCAAGUCCCUCCUGUUGUCUGCUUCCAUCAAGAGGGAAGGAGAGUCUCCAACAGCAUCACCACACUCCUCUGCCACUGAUGACCUGCACCAUUCAGACAGAUACCAGCCCGGCAUCAGGGUGCGAGCUCAGAGAAGGGAGUGGACACCAGCCUCCACUGGCACCUCCUCUGCUGGGUGCUUCGGUACUGGGACUCAAACUGCAUAG
Messenger RNA from Lynx canadensis (Canada lynx), 1126 nucleotides. Its product is annotated as E3 ubiquitin-protein ligase RNF220. Lineage: Eukaryota; Metazoa; Chordata; Mammalia; Carnivora; Felidae. The record is from RefSeq and is a predicted model, not a curated record. Gene Ontology annotation, molecular function: ubiquitin protein ligase activity. Bases 122 to 1126 code for a protein of 334 amino acids. The transcript is spliced from 5 exons. Gene Ontology annotation, biological process: protein ubiquitination.